Messenger RNA from Mustela lutreola (European mink), 3152 nucleotides. It is a transcript of the gene SPRN, whose product is annotated as shadow of prion protein. Lineage: Eukaryota; Metazoa; Chordata; Mammalia; Carnivora; Mustelidae. Gene Ontology annotation, molecular function: nucleic acid binding. Gene Ontology annotation, cellular component: nucleus; membrane. The coding region runs from base 270 to 713 and encodes 147 amino acids. The record is from RefSeq and is a predicted model, not a curated record. The transcript is spliced from 2 exons. Gene Ontology annotation, biological process: protein import into nucleus.
GGGUGGGGGCAGGAGUUGGCGAGGAUGAGGUGAGGCCGCGCGCUCCUCUCCGCCGGCCUCUUUCUCCGCCCUUCCCGUCUCCCGGGGGAUGAGCCUCCGCGUCUGCCCGCCCCCAUCCUAGGGCGGAGGCCUCGCGCACCGCCCAGACUCGGCGCUCGGGUGCGGGGUCUUCGCCGCCGCCCGCUCCCUCCCGCCCUGCCGCGGCCCCUGGGGCAGCCGCUCCGGCCCGCGGUUCCGACAGAAGCCCGCGGCGGGUUUGCUCCACAAAGAUGAACUGGACGGCCGCGACGUGCUGGGCUCUGCUGCUAGCCGCCACCUUCCUCUGCGACAGCGGUGCGGCCAAGGGAGGCCGUGGAGGGGCUCGCGGCAGCGCCAGGGGAGGGUUGCGUGGAAGCGCGCGCGGGGCCCCGAGGGUGCGCGUGAGGCCGGUGCCCCGCUACGGAGGCUCCUCCCUGCGCGUGGCGGCAGCGGGGGCGGCGGCCGGGGCUGCCGGGGCGGCCGCGGGCCUGGCAGCGGGCUCCAGCUGGAGAAGAGCCCCGGGCCCGGGGGAACACGACCUGGAGGACGAGGACGCGGGACCAGGUGGCAACAGAACGGGCCAAGGCGUCUACAGCUACCGGGCAUGGACUUCCGGCGCGGGGCCCACCAGCAGCCCCCACCUCUGCCUGCUGCUGGGCGGCGCUCUUGGCACCCUGGGGCUCCUGCGGCCCUAGGCCCUGCCGCGCUUCGGCAAGAUCUGGCCCCCAACCAGUGCCCUCCGGCAGGCCUCUCCAACCUGCCCCAGAGACCUCCAGCUGCUGAGCACCCCCUUCCCACCGCUGCCCACUGCCUCUGAACCAGGGAGCCCAGUUCCACCUCUCACCCAGAGGCGGCCUCCUGCUCACAGCCCUCCACAGCCUCUGCAGCUUCCCCAUUUCUCACCCUACCAGAGGCCCAGGGCCCAUCAGCUCCAGGAUGCCCCACCUACCACCAGGUCAGGGUCCUCCCCAGCCAGAAACGUGGUGCCUGUGCUGCCGUGACCAGCAGUCCAGCAUCUCUCCCCAGCUGCCCAGAGAGAUGUGCCAAACCAGGAUGUUCAAGCCAUCCCAGCUCCCCUGACCCCAUCCUGGACCCUGGAGGGGUGUGGACAGUGCUGACCACCAAGCCAAGAGGUGGGCCCUGAGGACACUGUGGCCCUCCCCCACAGCAGCAGCCAGUACAGACUGAAGGCCUAGUGGCUCUGGGGAAGAAGAGGUUUCUCUCACAGGUUCUCGUGUGCCUACCACCUGUCCGCAAAAGGCAGUCUGGGGAUUUCGGGGCCCACACGUGCCCAUCAUGGGUUUCUGGAUAAUUCCCAGGGCACCCCUGCCACAGCAGCUGCCCCAGAGCCUUGCCAGCCCACCCUUGGGCCCAGAGGCAUGCUCCCUCCCUGGACACUCUCAAGACCAUGGACCCAUUGGGGCCACUGCUCCCACGUGGAACAAGUCACUCAACUCUUCUUGGGACCUAUUUUAGGGGGAAAAAAACCACAUUGUUUAACUUUCAAGAGCUUUUCCUUUUCUUUAAGGUUUAGGUUCACAUUCUGGAAUCAGUGCUCGCUGGUCCUCAGGGACCGCACGGCCGCUCCCACUGAAGAGCUCUCCCAGGACAGCCAGCCGUGUUUUGGGCAGAUCAGCAGCAGGCAGCCCCCCCGGGGAAGGGGGGUGUGAAUACGGCCGGCCCGAUCUCAAAUCGGAACCAGCAACCAGCAUGGCCACGAGGCAGGUCCCUGGAGGCGGACGGCGGCCAGGCCCAGCACCCGGCAGGCACAGCCAGUCGCGAGAGUGCUUGGGCUCAGCAAAGCAAGCCCCCCCCCGCCCGGAAGCCGAACCCCCGCCAACACCGAGCAUCUGAGACCGUGCUGGGGCCAGGACAGACUCCCCGAGAGGACUCUGAGGAAGCGCCAGGUGGGCCCAGCAAGGGUUUGCCUCUGGCGCCCCAGUACCCUCCGCAGAAAGCCGGUCCUUUGGUUCUCAGGCGCCCAGAGGCCCGUUUCCCUCAAGCCUCAGGCCUGGGUCCCGGUCCACAAGCCCUGGGGGUCUAGGCUCUUUACCACUUCCUCCACCCCAUGUCCCACAGCAGGACAACCUCCCAGGCCUAGACCCUCUGGAUCGCCCCGUCCUUCGGUGCUCACUGAAAGCCUCACCUGCCACUGGGCUGCCCCCCAGAAUAUGCCCUCACACCCGCCCCUGGACCAUGGGGCCUUCGGACUCAGCUGACCGAUGCCAGCACCUCCCAUGGGGGAGGGGGCGGGAGGGCCUGCCCGCUCUGCUUUCCCGCAGCUGACACACAGGUCUGGUUAGGGUGAGGGUCUCCAAGCUACCAGCAGAACCCUGGACCAAGCAUCGCUCUCCAAGGCCAGGACCCAGAGCUGCAGGACACAGCUCUGCCUGUACCCACAGCGCCAGCCUUCUGGGGGCACAGCAGGCCCCGACGCCACGCCAUCCAUUCUGGAUCACACCUGCUGCGACCAAAGACCAGCACGGCGGAGCCCUGCCUGGGGCCUCAGGAGGCCGUGCAACCAGCCUGCCGCCGCACCCUUCGGGCAGGACAGCCUUGCACAGGGACUCAGCUCUAUCUGAGGGGCCAGGAGCGGGGGCCCAGUCAAGAGCUGGGACGCCCGAGUCAAGAGCUUCCACACCAGCCUGACUCCAGGAGUGUGUCUGGCAUUCGGCACCGCCGCACGCUGGCGUGCUUCCCGCGCUACUGGUCAGGGUUCCAGCGGGAAGCAGACAGUGCCCGGGGCCGGUCUCCUCAGGAGAGGCCAGUGUGUGCGCUCCGGGAGUGGACACCUGCAGGAGGGGAGGUGCCCCACAGACACUCUGGUGUUUCCAGGAAGGCCACACCCCCACGGGACACCAGGUCCGCCCGGCCCCCUCCUUCCUCUGCCCUUUGCUGGAAUGCAGGCUGGUAGCUCCAGGUCCGUGGGGAAGAGUCCCACCGACCUGUUGGCUUGAAGGUGCUCGGAGGCAGCAGGAAAGCUCUCGAGUCUCCACCGACCACACCAGCGACCAUCGCAGCCCGUACGCGGCUGGGGACAGACCGUCCGUGGGUUCUGCCACGGAUCCUGGAACCUCUGUCCGUUUUGUGUGCACAUUUUAGUCGUGUCGUGAAAUAAACACUCUGUUGGCAAA